AUGAACAGCUUGAAAAAUAUGUUUAGACCUACGAAACCAAUUUCUAAAAAUGUUUCAUUUAAACCAGACGAACUCAUAUCCAACAGUCAAAAGUUGAUGUUGGAACUUGGUAUUAUCAGACAAAGUGCCAACGGAUUAUACCACUUACUGCCUCUUGCUCAGCGAUCUUUAGAUAAAUUGAUUUUCAUUAUAAAUAAAAAUAUGAUGGAUAUUGGUGCUCAGAAGAUUUCUAUGCCCUUAUUGAUACACAGUAACUUGUGGAAAAAAACAGGUCGGUUAAACAAAAAUAUUGAAGAUUUAUACUUAGUGAAUGACCGAAAAAGCAAAGAGUUCCUACUAAGUCCGACUCAUGAAGAGGUCGUUACUGAUUUAUUUAGUUCAGAUCCUAAGACGUACAAGCAGUUACCUUUAAUGUUGUAUCAAGUUGGCACAAAAUUCAGAGAUGAGAUUAGACCUAAGUUGGGCAUCAUCAGAUCCAAAGAGUUUCUUAUGAAAGAUUUAUAUUCAUUUGAUAGAGAUCAAACAAGUGCUACAUUUACGUACAACAAAGUUUGCCAAGCCUACGAAAAGAUAUUUAAGCAUAUUGGUGUUAAAUUCAUAAGAGUUGAAGGUGCUUCAGGAAUGAUGGGCGGAAAUCAAUCCCAUGAAUUUCAUUAUCCGGCCGAAGUUGGAGACGAUACAUUAUUACAGUGUAAGAAAUGUGGUUUUGGAAUGAACAAAGAAAUGUCACCAGAGUCUGUCCAGUGUCCUAAAUGCUUUAGUACUGAUAUUGAAUUUACAAAGGCUAUCGAAGUAGGCCACACUUUUCACCUAGGUACAUUUUAUUCAAGCGCCUUGUCUGCCACAUAUUCGGACACAGACGGCACCAUGAAACCUCCAUAUAUGUGUAGCUAUGGUUUGGGUGUUUCCCGAAUAAUCGGUGCAUCUGUGGAAUGUUUGAGCUCACAAGAUGUAAUUCAAUGGCCAAGGUCAAUAUCUCCAUUUACCAUUUGUAUAAUACCAGCCAAAGAAGGCAGUAUCGAGGAAAACGCAUCUCUGAAUAACAUAAACUCCCUCUACAAUCAUUUUACUGAAAUAUUUGGAGAUGAUAUUAUUGUUGACGAUCGAACCCAUAUGACUAUUGGCAAGCGAUUAAUUGAAGCAAAGAAAUUAGGAUUUCCAUUUGUAGUCGUUAUGGGAAAGAAAUUAAACGAGACCCCCUCUUUGUACGAACUAUAUGAAGCUGUUACAAAUAAAUCAGAACAUUAUGAACUAAGUAAUUUAAUUAAUUAUUUAAAGCAACAAUGCUUAGACAAAAUAUGA
Molecule: messenger RNA, 1302 nt
Organism: Macrosiphum euphorbiae (potato aphid)
Lineage: Eukaryota; Metazoa; Arthropoda; Insecta; Hemiptera; Aphididae
Source: the annotation of a GenBank genome assembly